AUGCCGACAACACGACGAAAUGGUCAGCUGUGGUCCUGUGAGCCAUGCCGCAAAUCAAAGUUACGUUGCGACCACACAACCCCUGUCUGUGGGAGAUGCGUCCGCCGCAACAGGGAGCAUCUGUGUAUCUACCACCCAGCACCACUAACGACUAACAACCCCCCACAAGGAAAACGGAGAAAACAAAAAAUACCGCUAUCCGCUGGAUCAAGCAAUGAAUCUGAUGAUUGGAGCCAGAAGAAAGCCUCGUGGUCCACCCCGGGCUUUCUUGGACAAACAAGUUACUUCGAUGUGUUUGCAGACGGCGAAAAUGGAUUGCAGAUAGGAGGCCCUUCGUCUUCUCCAGAUUCUAUCUCGGUCAACCUGGAACGAAUUCAACUGGGAGCCCGAGCACUGGCUCUGUUAAAACAUCUCCCUAUCUACCGAGAAAUACUGACAGCACGCUACAAGAUUUGGAAAGGAUGGUCUCUUGGUUGGCCGAUCACAAAUAUGAUUCUGACAUCGACAGAAGAGAUAUGGGCUUCUAUUCAAAGUGAAGAACCAGAUGAAGCACAUCAGACAUUACUAAUGUCAAGAAGGCUGUUUGAAAAGCACAACCAACCUAUAGAAAUCCACUCAAACACAACCCUAGCCGAAUUCGCAUCUGCAUUUGCGGGUCGCUGGGAAACAAUCGGGUUAUUAUUCACUACCAUUGGGUUGGCAGCGGAAUACCUCCCAAAUGGCCAUUUUGUGAAUAUGGAUGAAUACCACGAUAAAAAUUACGAAUCGGAAAAGAUCUCCCUGAUUUCGACUGCGAUUGGGGACUUAUGUCUUCAAUUCUGCGACAGUGCUGGAAUAAUCAACGAUAUGCAAUGCUGGCUUCUUUUACAUCAUAUUUCUCUCCUGACAAUUGUCUACGGGGACAGUGAUUAUCGACCAUGGCGAAAGCUCGGCGACUUGGCCUCUACGACCUUCGCAUUGGGACUCCACCAAGAGUCUAAGAAUUGUCCAUUUUUCCUUCGUGAGAUGCGUAAGCGAUCAAUGGUAGGAUCCUAUGCCAUGGAUAAAGCGCUUGCCACAUUUCUUGGGCGACCUCCCUUGAUUAGCGGGCGAUAUUGUGAUCUUCGAAUGCCGUUGGAUCUUAGUUGCGAACAAAUAAAUGCGGAGCCGGCCGAGAUAGAAGCUGCUAUUGAGGGACUAGAUAGUGCAGGCUGGAAUCAGGAUGGGUCUUUGGAACGGGGUGCAUGCGCACGCGUCACUUUGAUAGGGGCCAUCAUUCGCGAAAAGGUUUUAGAGUUAUCUCUCUGUCAGACACAAGAUCUACCAGAGCGGGUUGAGUGA
Messenger RNA from Penicillium angulare, 1320 nucleotides. RefSeq lists its product as uncharacterized. The record is from RefSeq and is a predicted model, not a curated record. Gene Ontology annotation, molecular function: zinc ion binding; DNA-binding transcription factor activity, RNA polymerase II-specific; DNA binding. The transcript is spliced from 2 exons. Gene Ontology annotation, cellular component: nucleus. Gene Ontology annotation, biological process: regulation of DNA-templated transcription; DNA-templated transcription. Lineage: Eukaryota; Fungi; Ascomycota; Eurotiomycetes; Eurotiales; Aspergillaceae. Bases 1 to 1320 code for a protein of 439 amino acids.